Messenger RNA from Hemibagrus wyckioides, 3638 nucleotides. RefSeq names its product KIAA0753 ortholog. The coding region runs from base 263 to 2905 and encodes 880 amino acids. The record is from RefSeq and is a predicted model, not a curated record. Gene Ontology annotation, biological process: protein localization to centrosome; centriole replication. Gene Ontology annotation, cellular component: centriolar satellite. NCBI's taxonomy places the organism in Eukaryota, Metazoa, Chordata, Actinopteri, Siluriformes, Bagridae. The transcript has 18 exons.
UCCAUGAAGAAGAAUGUUGUUGUCAUGGCGGCGUUUUAAACUAAAGCUUUGUCUACAUUUAUUUGUGUUAUCCAGCUAAUUAAUUACUGCUCACAGAGAUCAGUCAAUUAGGAGAAUAAGGUCAUAUCAUAUUUAUUAUUAUUAGAUUUUAUAAUUGUCAGGAAUUCUCGAUUUAAUGGUGUAGUUUGCUGGCUAGUCUUCUGUUGUUAGCUGGCUAGUUAGGCGUGUUUUUGACAACUGAAAGUUUCUGACUUCCGGCUCGAUGAGCACAGAGUAUCAGAGGAGAUCCCCAGUGAGAGCAGCUGGGGGCAUAAAUAACUACAUGGAGAAUGGAACAUGGGUUAAAAAGGACAGUUUAGAUCGGAUCCCUGGACCUCAAACCCAGCUUUUGUUUAAUCUUGCCUUGCCAACCAAUGCCCUGAACCGAGCAACUCGAGUAAGUCCUCCAGGUCCUAUUGUGAUUGAGAAACUUAUGGCUCAGCGGGAGCAUCAGGACACUGGUGCGAGCUGUAGUAGCUCUUUACGCCUUUCUGUCCUCUCUGAGGAUCAACUACAGGCUGCAGUGAGACUAGCUAAAAAAGACUUGCGGCGAAAACGACAGGAAUCCAUAAAUAGUCUGUCACACAAGACAAUACCAAGGUCUCCAAGUCCAGAUAAGAAUAAAACUGACCGUCAGCAGAAUGGGCUUUCCCCUGAAGGUAGACAGAGGACAGGAAGUCUAAAGACAAAAUCAAGCCCACAGGUGCUUGUAUACACUCCUCAGAAGCUUUUUCCAAACUCAAAGGCUGAACAAGGACAGUCUCCACCAACUAGAGACCCUGGAUUAAAAGCCAUCAGCAGUGAGCCACAACUUAGCAGAGAGAUUCGCAAACUACAGAAGGAAUUGGAGACUUACGUCCAAAGAAUAGAGCAGCUUGUGAAUAAGGGACGAAUAGUGGAGAGUUUAGAGCCAGAUGAGAAGCGCAGGAUUGAGAUCCGCCAGCAGGAGCAGGCUGCUCGCUCUGCACGGAUUAUCUACGUAUUACAGCAGCAGGUGAAGGAAAUUCAGGAAGAUUUAGACAAGCUGCGUUCUCAGAGUGUAAGGACUUCCAAUAAGUGCAUUGCAGUGAACAGACUGGCAGCGGCUCAUCGAGGGGCAGUCCGAGCAAUGCAGGCGUUCAUUCAGCAGCUGUCAGACCCUGCUGAGAGCAGAGUACCUGUCCAGUGUAAAGAGCUGGGUCAGCUCAUACGCCAGCUCUCACUCUGCUCUGCCAAGGUGGAGGUUGGCCAGGGCUCAGCUGUCCCAGAGACGACACUGGACAUCCUGCAGAAGUUAGAAAUGCUGGAUUUGGCACUGAGUAAGCAGGAUAGUCAUCAGGAGCAGGAGUCACGCAUGAGGAGUAUCUCUCCUAUAAGAGAGAGGACAUCCAGGGUCAGUGGACGCAGCAAGUCCCUUAAUCGUUUUCCUCAGGCCCAGACUGCCAAAGCCACUCGACGACCAAAGAAAUCAUCAGCUCCAAAAAAGAACAGUAGAGCAGCAGGCCGGCCUUUGAAAGUAGGACAGAUCUUGGAUCAAGAGCGCAAGGAGGUUCUGAAGGCUGGCAUCCAGAACCUGGUGCAUAUGCAGGAACUGAGAGAGGGAGAGAGGCAGAGCAGGCCAGAAAUGGAUGUCCCUAAAUCAUCUAGUGGUUCCGCCCAUCGAGAUAAGUGCAAGCCUGUUCAUGUUCGUGAUGCUGGUUUCCAGCAACCCACUGUUUCAUCUAAGCUUAGAGAAAGCCAGCUACCACAGAGGGAGGUGUCAGUGCCCUGGAUCCCUACAUCUCCACAUUCUCCUGUGAAACAGCGCAGAGCUGUGUCCAGCAGACCAGAGCCAAGAUGUCUCUUCUCCCCAGUAAAGAACUCCACACAUCCCACAGAAGUGCAAGCGAAAAGCCAAAACCAGGGAAAGACCAGCACAGAAAACAUCAGAGAUGCUCAAAACCAGGCCCUCAGGCAAGCCUGGCUGGCUACAGUAACAGAAAAUAGACAGAGAGAACUGAAUCCACUCAGUCAAGAGGAAAUGGGGGAUUUUCACUCCCUCAGGGAAGAAGCGGGCACUCCUACACUGUGGACUGAGAGAGCAAAGCAAGAAACUAGAAAAAGACAUCAGCCUCUGCUGGACUCUGUGCAGCAGCUUGGUGGGAGUUGGGACAAAAUCAGUUCAUUCCGUACACAGCAGAUUUCGGAGCAGGCUGCUGAUAAGACUGCAGUAGGUACAGAUGUGGAGGACAUAGUUGGUGCUGGGCAAAAGGUGGGUGGGGAGAAUGACACACUACUGCUGGACCCUUUGCUGGACAAUAUGCUUCUGCGCAUGGAGGAGAUAGAGAAAGACGAGGAGGAAGUACGGCGGCGUUUUGCUAUGAUUUCUUACUCUGACCCUCUUCUCUGGGACAUGGACACAGGAACCCAGAGAAAACAUAAUCGCUCCAGGCCUGCAUCUCCACAACCCAUAAGACUGACUAAACCUGCUCAGAGACACUCUGCUACAGGAGACAUUGUCUUACAGAAACCAGUGGAGACAGGUGUAGGGUCAGAAAGCUCCAUGCUGGAUGAGGUACCACCUGAUACUGUUCCCAGCUGUCCACCCACAGAGCAAGCACAAAAGAUAGGAGGGGUUCGGCUGAAUGUCCCCUGCAGCAUUCAGAAGAACAUCCAGCAAUACAGGAAGGAGUAUGAUUCCUACCUGCGCCUGGUGUCCCAUGCAGCAGUGGGAAGUUUUAACCCCUGGGCUGUAGCAGAAAGUUUGGCUGAGGAGCUGAUGAUGGAGGCCUUGGCUGACGUGGCAGAAGAGUUCCAGGAUGUUUGUGAAGAGUAUGCAGAAGCCAUCUUCACCUCUGAAUUUCUCCAACCAGUUCAGACUCCUUCUCCAUCUGUGUCACAGCAAUGAGACCAAUAGAACCAGUAAACCUUUUAUUUAUGGGUGCUUUUUUUAGUGCUUUAGGCAGUUGAUCUCAGGAACACACACAGGGUUUUAGCAUGGAGGUAAUAAAUGUGAAUCUUGUUUGCCCCUCCCAGUAGCCUGCCCCAUUUCUUAUUUUUUUUUUUAUUAAAUCAUUAUCAUAAAUUGCCUCUUCCAUAUAUAACUUAGAUGAGAUCUUUGCAUUUUAUUAUACAUAUGGGUUGGUGGCCAGGCUCCAGGACACUGGGCCUGUGUUUUUAUUAUAUUUUUUUAAAUGUAUUAUUAUUUUCUGAUUUUUAGAUGUUUAUACACUAUACUUGAGAGAUUCCUGUUUUUGUCCUCUGUGCCUGUUCCCACUGACCCUAGAUGUUUUACUGUCAUGUAAUUUUAUUUAAUUUAAUUUUACUAUUACUUAACACUGUAAUUACGUAUUAAAUAAUAGUAGUAUGUUAAAUUAUUACAUGUGUUUUAGACAGGGUGGCUGAUGGGCAACAGGCUUGUCAUGGGUGAAAAGUAAUGUAAAAAAUUAGCCAUUAUUGUAUUGAAUAUGUGUGUAAAUAUAUAAUGUUCUUUAUAAAAGAAUGUUUCAUACAGAGUCUUCCUUGCUUGUGCUAUUCGGGCAACAAAGUUAUUCCAAAUGACUUCUUUCAAGGUUUAAAUACAUUAUAUUUAUUUACACACAAAAUAAUGCCUCAUUUAUAAAUGAAAUAAACCAUUUUUA